Molecule: messenger RNA, 3092 nt
Organism: Hypanus sabinus (Atlantic stingray)
Lineage: Eukaryota; Metazoa; Chordata; Chondrichthyes; Myliobatiformes; Dasyatidae
Product: zinc finger protein 16-like
Exons: 5
Coding region: 1145-2284 (379 amino acids)
Biological process (GO): central nervous system development; regulation of transcription by RNA polymerase II
Cellular component (GO): nucleus
Molecular function (GO): RNA polymerase II cis-regulatory region sequence-specific DNA binding; DNA-binding transcription factor activity, RNA polymerase II-specific
Source: RefSeq, a predicted model, not a curated record
UCCCGGGCUUGGCAGUGCUGUUUUUUCGUUCUUUGUGAAACCGGGUCGGUGGUGAGAUCGGGAUGGGGAGUGGGUUCUCGCCCCCUUGGACGGGGAGCCGGAGACGGAUUAUUCUCUGCGGGGCAGCACCAACAAUUUUCCUUCGAUGUAACUAACUCUUCGCGCAUGCUCACUGUCUCCGGUUGGGUGGUGUUUUCCUUUCUGCUCAGUGCUGAAGCGAAUCGUCUGCGGGAUUGGGAAAAGGUCCUCCCCUCCUGGGUCAGGAAGCCAGGGAUCAGAUCACAGUCUGCGGGCCGAAGAUAUCAUUUUCCCAUCAUUAGACCUGCGGUGAGAAGUUUAUUUGAAGAAAAACCCCAACUGGAAGCAAACCACAGCUGAAGACGAGAGAACAGCAACAAGUGAAUUGGCCCGAGGACUGAGAACAGCAACUGGAGAGAACAACUCUGCAUCAAGAGACUCGGAUUUCCCAGUGAUUCAGUCAGGAGAAAGUUUGGGCCAUGCGUUAAGAAUUCUGCCGGCGCUGAAACGCCGAUGAAAUGCGCAGGCGUCAGGCUGAGGACGUCCCCGAGUAUCACGCAUGCGCGCAGUACACAGAAGGCUUUGAAAAUGUCGGCUACAGGUUAAAAACGAGAAGGAAUUUGUCGCCGGGAAUCUCAAACACAACACGCUAGUUUUGCUGUCUCUGUCUGGAUAUUUAAGAAGUGGAGCAAGGGAUUCACUCAAUCAUCAUUCCUGCUCAGACUGUGGGGAGGGAUUCACUCGAUCAUCCUUCCUGCUCAGACUAUGGGGAGGGAUUCACUCGACCAUCCUUCCUGCUCAGACUGUGGGGAGGGAUUCACUCGGUCAUCCUUCCUGCUCAGACUGUGGGGAGGGAUUCAAUUGAUCAUUUGACCAAAUAGCAAGCCAGUCAUUUUACACAGAAGAAAGGCUGUUCACCUGCUCAGACAGUGGGAAUAGAUUCACUCGGUUAUCACAAUUGAAUGUACAUCAGCAAGUUCACACUGGGCAAGGCCAUUCAUCUGUUCUGUGUGUGAGAAAGGAUUCAGUUGGACCUGUGGACACAUCAGUCAGUUCACACCACACUGGGCAGAAGCUGGUGAUCUGUUGAAUUUCUGAGAAAGGAUUCACUCAGUCAUUUGACCUAAUGGCUCACCAGCAAGUUCACACUGGGGAGAAGCCGUUCACCUGUUCAGUCUGUGAGAAGAGAUUCACUCAGUCAUCCCAACUACAGAGACAUCAGCGAGUUCACACUGGGGAGAAGCCAUUCACAUGCUCAGAAUGUGAGAAGAGAUUCACUCAGUCAUCCCAACUACAGAGACAUCAGCGAGUUCACACUGGGGAGAAGCCAUUCACGUGCUCAGAAUGUGGGAAAGGAUUCAGUGAGUUAUUUAGCCUACUUAGACAUCAGCGAGUUCACACUGGGGAGAAGCCGUUCACCUGCUCAGAAUGUGAGAAGAGAUUCACUCAGUCAUCCCAACUACAGAGACAUCAGCGAGUUCACACUGGGGAGAAGCCAUUCACGUGCUCAGAAUGUGGGAAAGGAUUCAGUGAGUUAUCCAACCUACAGAGUCAUCUGCGAGUUCACACUGGGGAGAGGCCGUUCACCUGCUCAGACUGUGGGAAGGGAUUCACACUGUCAUCCCACCUACUGGUACAUCAGCGUGUUCACACUGGGGAGAAGCCGUUCACCUGCUCAGUCUGUGGGGAGGGAUUCACUCAGUCAUCCCACCUACGGAGUCACCAGCGAGUUCACACUGGGGAGAAGCCAUUCACCUGCUCAGUCUGUGGGAAGGGAUUCACUUACUCAUCCCACCUACAGAGUCAUCAGCGAGUUCACACUGGAGAGAGGCCGUUCACCUGCUCAGUCUGUGGGAAGAGAUUCACUGAUCCAUCCAACCUACAGAGUCAUCAGCGAGUUCACACUGGGGAGAAGCCGUUCAGCUGCUUAGUCUGUGGGAAGAGAUUCACUCGCUCAUCCAGAUUACUGGAACAUCAGCGAGUUCACACUGGAGAGAGGCCAUUCACCUGCUCAGACUGUGGGAGGGGAUUCACUCAUUUAUCCAGCCUACAGAGUCAUCAGCGAGUUCACACUGGGGAGAAGCCAUUCAUCUGCUUAGUCUGUGGGAAGAGAUUCACUUGCUCAUCCAGAUUACUGGAACAUCAGCGAGUUCACACUGGAGAGAGGCCAUUCACCUGCUCAGAAUGUGGGAAGAGAUUCACUCGCUCUUCCACACUACAGAGACAUCAGCGAGUUCACACUGGAGAGGAGCCAUUUACCUGCUGAGAAUGUGGGAAAGGAUUCACUCAGUCAUCCUAACUACUAGCACACCAGUCAGUUGUUAUGAAUCCCUAGGUUUUGUUUGCUGUGGACUGUCAUUUUAAGAGAGAGAGAGAGAGAUUAGGAAGGUGAAUCAGUCUGACUUGCAGCUUGUUUACAUCACUCCCAGCUUGUUCAGUUUUAACUGAGGACACAGACGCUCAGAGUCAGACGGAGAUGAAUGAGGAAAAAUGGAAGGAUCGAAACAAGGGAAAUAGGUGCCAAGGGUCACUGUUUGGAAUUUUCCUAUGCCCACAAGUGUGGGUUAAUUAUCGAUUCAUUGUACAUCGAAUGUGUGGUUGUCACCUCGUUUGAUCCAUAGGAGUGGAUCUGAUUUGGGGUAUCCUGUGAAGACCACUGAUGUGUUACCCCUUGCCUGGGUGUGGUGUGGUAAUUCACUUGAAGAUGAUAUGCCUUGUGACAAGUCACUUUGGGUGAUAAUUAGUAUGUGGAUUUGGAAGGAUGACAGAUAAAAUCUACAGUGACUGUUCUCUUGUUUUACCACCAUGGAACCUGCGGAAUUUGACAUAAUUGCCUUCUAUCGACAUUUACCCUGGAUUACAAAUAUCUCUCUCAUCAGAUAUUCCGUGGUUGAACUGAACUUUCAUAAUUUACCAUCUGAAGACUCCAAGCCUUGUUUCCCCCUAGCUCAAUAGUUUCGGAUUUAUACUUACACACAUAUAUACACAUAACACUGUUAACUUUUGUUUAUCUUGCUUAAGUUACUAUAUUAUAAGUAGAUUCUAAUAAAGAUAGUUUUAAGAUCAAAAACAAA